GUGUCAGUGCUUUUAAUUAGCACUGAUCACUGUAUUAGUGUCACUGGGGAUGUCAGUGGCAGUUAGUCAGUUCCCCCCAGUGCAGGGGCGGACUGACCAUUUGGAAACUCGGAAACUGCCCGAGGGCCCGGGGUCAGUAGGGGUCCCCAUGAGAUGCCCCUGGUACCUUUUUCAUAGGCUUUUUUGAAUUUGGGCAAGGACACAGGGGCCCCAUGAUCCCCUAUUGCCCGGGGGCCCCAUGAGAUUAGGGGGCCCCAUGAGAUGCCCCUGGUACCUUUUUCAUAGGCUUUUUUGAGUUUGGGCAAGGACACAAGGGCCCCAUGA
Messenger RNA from Staurois parvus, 324 nucleotides. NCBI's taxonomy places the organism in Eukaryota, Metazoa, Chordata, Amphibia, Anura, Ranidae. The record is from the annotation of a GenBank genome assembly.